AUGGCUCAAUACUACCCCCAACAACAGCAACAGGGCUAUGCCCCUCAAGGCUCUGCACCUGCACAGAACCUCCAGUUCUUCCCCACGUCCUAUUCCUCUGUCUCCGGACACACUACUCCUUCGCAAGCUGGGUAUGGUGCUGGGUUCGGUGGCGCGCCUAAUCCUGCACAGGCAUAUCCUGCUGCUGGAUAUGGGGGAUUUGGGGCCCCGGCUGCGGGUGUGAGUGGACGGAUGGGUGAACAGGGUGGCUUGAGGACUGGGUGGUUGGCUGCGUUUGGAGCGGAGGGGUAUGAUGGGGAGCCUUCUUUGCAAGAGGAACUUGGGAUCAAUAUUGGUCAUAUUAAGACUAAGACCCUCACCGUCCUCAACCCCUUCGCCUCAAUCGACAACCACCUAAUGGACGACAGCGACCUCUACGGCGCCCUCCUCUACGUCUUCCUCUACGGCCUCUUCCUCCUCUUCUCUGGAAAGGUCUUCUACGGCUACAUCUACGGCGUAGCCGUCUUCGGCACCGUCUCUCUACACCUAAUCCUCAGUCUCAUGUCCCCCGUCCUCGACGCAGCAUCAGCCCCCAACGCCGCAGACCCAUCAAACUACAACCCGCACCACAAGCCAUCUAUCUCCACCGCUUCAGCUGCCGGCCAUUUCUCCGCUACCCUGACAUUUCCCCGCUCAGCAAGCGUUCUGGGCUACUGCUUUCUUCCUCUCGUGCUCACGGCUCUUAUCGGUGUCCUCCUUCCUAUGGAUACAUUGUUCGGAUACCUUCUUACCACUGCUGCAGUGGGUUGGUGUACGUAUAGCUCUUCGGGGAUGUUUUGCUCUGUGGCUAGGAUGACGGGGAUGAGAGGAUUGGUGGCUUAUCCGCUUGCGUUGUUUUAUGUUGUUUUUGGGAUUAUGGGGAUUUUUUCGAGCAGGGGAACGGGCACUUUGGCUGCGAAGACGGGGGCGCUUUAG
This is a messenger RNA of Penicillium angulare, 954 nucleotides long. Its product is annotated as transporter YIP1. Lineage: Eukaryota; Fungi; Ascomycota; Eurotiomycetes; Eurotiales; Aspergillaceae. The record is from RefSeq and is a predicted model, not a curated record. The coding region runs from base 1 to 954 and encodes 317 amino acids. Gene Ontology annotation, cellular component: trans-Golgi network. The transcript has 2 exons. Gene Ontology annotation, biological process: vesicle fusion with Golgi apparatus; endoplasmic reticulum to Golgi vesicle-mediated transport.